Rhodotorula toruloides NP11 is the source of this 720-nucleotide messenger RNA. RefSeq lists its product as uncharacterized. The transcript is spliced from 4 exons. The record is from RefSeq and is a predicted model, not a curated record. The coding region runs from base 1 to 720 and encodes 239 amino acids. Lineage: Eukaryota; Fungi; Basidiomycota; Microbotryomycetes; Sporidiobolales; Sporidiobolaceae.
AUGCCCUCGCCCGACUCUCACAACCGCUCCCUCCCCCUCUCCUCGCCUACCAACCAGUACUCCGGCCCCGGCAAAUGCGUCUACUCCCUCUCUUUCCAAGCUUUCUACGAGCGCGAGGCUGAGAAGAUCAGGCAGGAAGGGAGGGCAGAGGGGGAGGAGGAGGAGGAGGUGUUGCAGAGGGUGAUGGAGCAGUGGGAUGAGAUGUAUGAGCGCUCGGACGAGCAGGGCAACGAGGAUCAGGCGGGUGAAGCGGCGCAGGACACAGCCCAGUCGCUCGUGCAGCUCAAGAAUCGCGACUCGAAUCGGUCGGCGAAGCACGAGCAGAAGGCGUCGACGAGCGGGAAGAAGCGCAGGAGCUCGACGAGCGCGAGGGCGGACGAGGCGUCGAAGGAGCCGCGUUCUCAGCUCCCUCGCUCCAAGCCCUACAGCCGCAACCCCUACCCGACCUACACUCACACGACCUCCUUUCUCUUCCACUCGUCCUGGCACGACUCCAACACCUACAUCCACUCGACCUCGUUCUCCUACGCGGGCGGCCCGUCGUUCCAUCUGCAGAACUUGUACUUCUCGCUCGGGACGAACUACCGGGGCGGAUGGGGAGAAGCGGGAGGAGAUAGGUGGGCCUCGUCGGAUGUUUGGUACGGCCAGCAUCGUCAGAGCGAUGCUCGCGAGUCGGGUGGGAGGAGUGAGAAGAGUGGAGAGCUCGUGAGGAGGAAGUAG